Lachancea lanzarotensis is the source of this 1731-nucleotide messenger RNA. It is a transcript of the gene VBA1, whose product is annotated as LALA0S02e02828g1_1. Gene Ontology annotation, molecular function: basic amino acid transmembrane transporter activity. Bases 1 to 1731 code for a protein of 576 amino acids. The record is from RefSeq and is a predicted model, not a curated record. Gene Ontology annotation, cellular component: fungal-type vacuole membrane. Gene Ontology annotation, biological process: transmembrane transport; basic amino acid transport. The transcript has a single exon. NCBI's taxonomy places the organism in Eukaryota, Fungi, Ascomycota, Saccharomycetes, Saccharomycetales, Saccharomycetaceae.
AUGAACAUGAAUUCAGAUCAGCAAACUGAGGAAACUGCGUUGCUUUCAAGAGGCAGUGAAGAUGCUUCUAUAAAUGGCGAUGCUUCUUUAGAGCAGAAAUGUCAUGAUCACAACAUGGGCUUACACAAAGCUCCCAUUUUACUGUCGCUUUGGCUCGGAUCAUUCUUAGUUUCCAUUGAUGGAACAAUCGUAGCUAACAUCACCAAUGCCAUAGCUGCGGAUUUCCAGGAAUCCGACAAGAAGCAAUGGAUCGCAACAAGUUUUCUGUUGACUAACACUGCUUUUCAAUGUCUGUACGGUAAAUUGUCGGAUAUAUCUGGAAGAAAGUUCGCUCUGUUAACAGCACAACUCUUCUUCGGGUUGGGUUGCUUGUUGACGUGUUUUGCUCGCAAUGUGACAGAAUUCUCGUUGGCACGGGCAGUGUGUGGUAUCGGUGGUGGUGGGAUCAGCGCCAUGAGCAGCAUCACUGUCAGUGAUAUUUGCACAGCAAAAGAACGAGGCAUGUACCAAGGCUAUGCUAAUAUCGUGUUCGGAACGGGUCAGCUUCUGGGGGCUCCAUUGGGUGGGCUUUUGAUCACAAGUGUAGGAUGGAAACCCAUUUUUGCUGUUCAGGUGCCGAUGGUAAUGCUGUGCAUGUUUUUGGCCUAUCGCAACGUGAACACCAAACUUGCGCAUUUGAAGCCCAUUGAGGAGCGGUUCUCAUUUGAUAAUAUCUCACGCUUGGAUUUGAUUGGUUCUGCUUCGUUGGUGAUCUCCAUAGGUGGUGUUUUAUUUUUGUUGUCCACCGAUCUCAAUAAAACGGCAGUUGUGGUAUGCACCACAUUGAGCAUUGCUUUAUUCGCCUACAACGAGAGGUUUUGGGCUCGCGAACGCAUCAUUCCAUUUGAAUUAUUGCGAGGUAACUUUGGCUUGACGUCGUCAGUUACUGUCGCUUCAACGUUCGUUAUCUUUGGCGACAUCUUCAGAUCUCCGAUAUAUCUGCAAUUGGUCCAAGACGUUUCAGUGGCUAAGAGUGGAAUCUUCAUUUUGUUCGGAUCGAUAGCUACCGCAAGUGCAUCACUCGUCACCGGAUACAUAACUCGGCAUACCAAGAUGGAUCUUGCCAAAUGCUCGUUUUUAGUCAUUCUCGCAGCUGUCUUUUUGCAAUUGAUAGGCACAGUGCUCAGUAGUGUGUUGGUAGCCACUCUAGACCCAAAUCAGACUUCUUAUGCCCGGGAAGGCCAAUCCGCAACAAUUUUUGAGCUCGAUUCCAAUGGAUAUCUUUGGAAAUGCCUCUACGUUAUUGCGACAAUACUUAACAGUUUCGGGUACGGCUGUUUGCUGGUAUCGGUUUUGGUGAGCAUUGUGUUCACCGUGCCCAAAUAUCAGCAGGCUACACUCACAGGCAUUUUUUACCUGUGGCGAUCCAUUGGCAGUGUUCUAGGAACGUCGAUAUCGCUGAGCACAUAUGACACAACGCUAAAAUCUAGCUUGUGGCGGUACAUGAGCGCCCAUGGUAUUUUAGAGUCGUAUCCAAGACUACUGCGGGACUCCGGGUAUUUGCGGGCUCAUUUUUCCGGCAAGGAACUUAGCGCUCUUCUGAAGGUUUACCGGCAAUGUUUUGUGUGGUCAUUUGGUCCCAAUCUUGUACUAGGAACCAUUUCCUUCGGCUUGGGACUUAUUUUGGUCACCACCGUGACCCGAGGGCAAAAGGUUCUCGAUAGGGUCAAUGCGGGCAUCGUAGGCGAGUAA